UUUCCAGGCUUAGUUUGGGUCAAGCUGAUCACAGACCAACAUGGCCUUCUGAAUGACUCAUACCCUUGCCCUCCUGUGCCAUCUCCAGAGUCUCAGACACAGUAGGGGUCAAGUAGCCCACUAGCCCAUAUUGGAGAGAUGUCAAGACAUUGCCAUCCUCCACCACUCCAAUAUCCCAGUCCUGCCUUGGCCAGUCAAUUUGCCUCAGUUUUCCAUGAGUGAUCCAGAACUCUGUUGGUCUGUACCAUUAUCGUGUUCCCAGGCCCAUAAAGCAUCAAGCAGUCUGGGCACUAUCCCUGACUACUGAGAUGCUAAUACCAUCACUGCCUGGACCAGUACAUUUUCUAGUCAGAGUCAAUCAUACCAUACCAGCCUGGUGAGAGCUCGAGAUUCUUUCUGCUGCUGGUGUACUAAUACUCCUAAGCCCAGCUUCAGUCACACGGCCUGUACUCGAGCCAACCUCCUGAGUGACCCAGACCUUGCACUCUUGUGCCAUCUGACCAGUCUCUAGCCCAGCUAAGGUCAAUCUGCCUGCUCACCAGACAUAACUGGUAAGUGAUAAAAACAACCCUGCCCUUGCACACUAUACACCAUAGCUUGGGUCACAGCACUUAUACACCGAUCUUGGCCUGCUGAGUCGCCUAUAACCCCGCCUAUCUGCAACAUUAACACACUCUGAGACCUAGCUUGGGCUACAUCUUCCUAUGUCAACUACACAGCACCAAUGUAACCUGGGGUCAAGGUAGCUGCUCAUUAGCUUACCCUGGUAUGUGAUCAAGACUAAGCUCUCCCUGACCAUCCUAACUGGAUCCCAGUACUGGUUAUGAUCCAGUAGCCUGGGAAUAAGAACAGCUUUGUAUUAGUAAUCAAGGAGAUCCACUCCUGCACCAUCCCCAUACUUCCUGUCCCAGCUCUGGCCAGGCAGCUUUCCCAUCAGCCCAGUCUAGCGAGUGCAUUCCACUUCACAUUCACAGGCCAAGAUAUGUACUCAGUGUGUUAUCCUGUGUGCUCAGCCCAUUUAAGCUUAAUAUGCCUUUAAGAAUGUAUGUAAUUUUGCCCCUUGGAGCUGGAAGUACAACUCUUGGGAUCCUUGGAGGCUUCUGAGCUGGUGGUAGAGGUGACUGGAAAGGUCAAAGUGACAUGACCAGGCUAUCUCUGUUCUCCCGUCUCUACCCUGCACAAUGACUUCUUUCCUCCAAAAGAAAAGUUUUGAAAAGAGCCCCUAGAGCUAGUAGCUGCCUCAUGGCCUUGCAUUCUCUAGAAAGCAGAAGCCUGGGGUGGCUACUCUGCCUUCAGGCUACACUGCUGAUCUAUCUGCCACCCAGAUGCAUCCCUUCUUUAUCCUUGCAGCCACCAUGAGAGGCGAGAUCAGUGCUGCCGCUACAUUCAUCUCGAAGUUCCUCAGCACCAAGGGCCUCAGGAGCGAACAACAGCUGCAGACCUUCAGCCAGAGCCUGCAGGAGCUACUGGAAGAGCAUUACAAACAUCACUGGUUUCCAGAGAAGCCCUGCAAGGGAUCGGGCUACAGGUGUCUUCGCAUCAAUCAUAAGAUGGAUCCUCUGAUUGGACAGGCAGCCCAGCAGAUUGGACUGAGCAGUCAGGAGCUGUUCAGGCUUCUCCCAUGUGAGCUCACACUCUGGGUGGAUCCCUAUGAAGUGUCCUACAGGAUUGGGGAGGAUGGCUCCAUCUGUGUGCUGUAUGAAGCCUUUCCAGCGGGAGGUACUUCUCAAAGUGGCACCAAAGAGCAAAUGGGAGAUAGCAGAGUCGGCUGCAAGGAGAAAACUCUAUUGGGCAGAGCAAGCCCUUCUCAAAACUACAAUAUGAUGACUGUGUUGGGUUAAGACACAGUCUAUGGAUGGGUCAUCUUAUACGGAGAAAUUUGAUUUUUGCUUGGGGUGGGAUCCUCUUGGGGAUGGAUUAUGGAAUUUAAACCAUGUCACAGCUGUGAAGACCUGGCAUAAGAUAGAGUGGUAAUAUUUUUUUUAUGUGAGUUUGCUAUAGCUUGGACAGUACCUUUCAAUGAUUUUCUAGCUUGUGAGUUGAAGGACACAACCACUUCAUUUGCUAGGUAGUGAAAUCGUAGGUUGGUUUCAAUUUCUCCUAGACUUUAUAACUAUAUUGUCACAUUAGUCCCCUUAAGAAAAAUUUACAUUUAAUUUAAUUCUACAUUUUAUGUGUAUGAGUGAUUUGCUGAAUGUAUG
Peromyscus californicus insignis is the source of this 2201-nucleotide messenger RNA. Its product is annotated as protein BTG1-like. Gene Ontology annotation, biological process: negative regulation of mitotic cell cycle; negative regulation of cell population proliferation. Bases 1326 to 1841 code for a protein of 171 amino acids. NCBI's taxonomy places the organism in Eukaryota, Metazoa, Chordata, Mammalia, Rodentia, Cricetidae. The record is from RefSeq and is a predicted model, not a curated record. Gene Ontology annotation, cellular component: nucleus; cytoplasm. The transcript has a single exon.